Molecule: messenger RNA, 2978 nt
Organism: Bactrocera latifrons
Lineage: Eukaryota; Metazoa; Arthropoda; Insecta; Diptera; Tephritidae
Gene: gammaCOP
Product: coatomer subunit gamma
Exons: 8
Coding region: 81-2714 (877 amino acids)
Biological process (GO): organelle transport along microtubule; endoplasmic reticulum to Golgi vesicle-mediated transport; intra-Golgi vesicle-mediated transport
Cellular component (GO): endoplasmic reticulum; COPI vesicle coat; endoplasmic reticulum-Golgi intermediate compartment
Molecular function (GO): structural molecule activity
Source: RefSeq, a predicted model, not a curated record
UCUCAAAAAUAUUUCUGUAGUUCUUGAAUCAUUUAUAAUAUUUAAUAAAAUCACAACUUAAAAAAAAAACAAUUGCCGCAAUGGGUUCUUUUCGCCGUGAUAAAGAUGAUGAAGAUGAAGGCAUUACCAACAUCUAUCAAAAUUUGGAAAAGACAUCGGUUUUGCAGGAGACACGCACUUUCAAUGACACACCAGUUAACCCACGAAAAUGCAUCCAAAUUCUUACCAAAAUUCUGUACUUGAUCAAUCAGGGCGAACAAUUGGUUGCUCGUGAAGCUACGGAUUGUUUCUUUGCCAUGACAAAAUUAUUCCAAUCGAAAGAUGUCGUAUUGCGACGUAUGGUSUAUUUGGGAAUUAAGGAGCUUAGCUCCAUUGCUGAAGAUGUUAUAAUUGUAACAAGUUCCUUAACCAAGGAUAUGACUGGUAAGGAGGACCUAUACCGUCCAGCAGCUAUACGUGCACUUUGUAGCAUAACAGACAACACCAUGCUGCAAGCGGUUGAACGUUAUAUGAAACAAUGCAUCGUGGAUAAGAACUCUGCUGUAUCAUGCGCUGCGCUUGUAAGUUCGUUACGUUUAGCAAGCACCGCCGGCGAUGUAGUAAAACGCUGGGCAAACGAAGCACAAGAAGCACUUAACAGCGAUAACAUUAUGGUGCAAUAUCAUGCAUUGGGCUUACUCUAUCACAUUCGUAAAUCAGAUCGCUUGGCUGUGUCCAAGCUGGUAAACAAAUUGACACGUAGUUCAAUGAAGAGCCCAUAUGCAGUUUGCAUGCUCAUUCGCAUAGCUUGUAAGCUGAUUGAAGAAGAAGACAUCUCAACGGAAGACUUGGCUAAUUCGCCAAUGUUCACUUUUAUCGAAUCAUGUCUACGACACAAGAGUGAGAUGGUCAUCUAUGAAGCUGCACAUGCCAUUGUAAACUUAAAGAACACUAAUGCUCGUGUACUUUCGCCAGCAUUUUCCAUUUUGCAACUAUUCUGCAGCUCACAAAAAGCCACUUUACGAUUUGCAGCUGUACGCACGCUCAACAAAGUUGCAAUGACACACCCAGCUGCGGUCACCACAUGUAAUUUGGAUUUGGAAGGUCUUAUAACCGAUACAAAUCGUUCUGUUGCCACGCUAGCUAUUACCACUUUGUUAAAGACUGGUGCUGAGUCGUCCGUAGAACGUUUAAUGAAACAAAUCUCCUCCUUCGUAGCUGAAAUUUCAGAUGAAUUUAAAGUGGUCGUCGUCCAAGCGAUUUGUGCACUCUGCUCCAAAUAUCCACGCAAACAUACUGUGUUGAUGAAUUUCCUUAGCGGCAUGCUGCGUGAAGAGGGUGGUUUAGAAUACAAAACUUCAAUUGUGGACACCAUUAUAACGAUUAUUGAGGAAAACGCUGAAGCCAAGGAAUCCGGUCUUUCUCAUCUUUGUGAAUUUAUUGAAGAUUGUGAACACGUAUCGCUAGCAGUGCGCAUUCUGCAUCUAUUAGGCAAGGAAGGGCCUUUCGCUAACACACCAUCCAAGUACAUACGCUUCAUAUACAAUCGCGUUAUAUUAGAAAGUCCCAUUGUGCGCGCCGCAGCUGUUACAGCGCUGGCGCAAUUUGGUGCUUCCUGCCCKGCACUCAUAAAUAAUAUUUUGGUAUUGCUAAGUCGCUGUCAAAUGGAUCCCGAUGAUGAAGUACGCGAUCGUGCUACUUAUUAUUUGCACAUUUUGCAAUCCAACAAACCCGAACUCUACAAGCACUACAUUAUUGAACGUGAGACAUGCUCACUGACGUUGUUGGAAAAGGCAUUGACAGAGCAUUUAAAUGGCGAUUUGUCCACUAGUUUCGAUAUAUCGAUUGUACCCAAAACUGCUAUUGUUAAGGAGGAAGUUGCCAACGAGGCUAUGCUCAUUUCUAAUACACCGCGCGCUCCCAAAAUCACACGUGAGGAAGAAAGUGCUGCCCGUCUGUCACAACUACCGGGUAUACAAGUUCUAGGGCCAAUUCAUCGUACAACAGCACCCAUUCAACUUACUGAGAGUGAAACAGAAUACACCGUACAAUGCAUUAAACACAUAUUCGUCAAUCACAUCGUUUUUCAGUUUGAUUGUCUCAACACUUUGCCCGAUCAAAUAUUAGAAAAUGUGCGUGUMGAGUUAACCAUACCAGAAGGAUUUACAACACGCGCCGUUAUUCCAUGUCCCAAAUUGCCUUACAAUGAGUUGCAAACAACGUUCGUUAUUGUCGAAUUUCCACCCGACAUUGCCAGCUCGGCAGCAACAUUUGGCGCGACAUUGCGCUUUGUGGUGAAGGACUGCGAUCCGAAUACGGGCGAACCAGAUUCAGACAAUGGCUACGAAGAGGAGUAUAUGCUAGAGGACUUAGAAAUCACUGUAGCUGAUCAAAUACAGAAGACGAAAAAGAGCAAUUUCCAAGCAGUUUGGGAUGCCGCAGACACCGAAGAGUGGGUUGAAGCUGAGGAUACGUAUUCGCUGUCCGCCGUGAGUACAUUACAAGACGCCGUAAAUACUAUUUUGAAAUUCCUCGGUUUGGGCGCGGCCAAUUUAUCUGAGAAAGUGGCUGAGGGAACUCAUACACAUACCUUAAUUUGCUCAGGCACAUUUAGAGGUGGCGCAGAAAUAUUGGUGCGGUCGAAACUUGCGCUAUCGGAUGGCGUUACAAUGCAGCUAACUGUGCGUACCACCGAUCCAGAUGUUGCCGAGCUCGUCACGUCUGCCAUCGGAUAGGAUUAAGCCAAUUAGUUGUUUUGUGCAUUUUAAAGCGAAUAGAAGUGUUAUUAAGUUGGUUAAGUUUAAAAUGAGAAUACCGCUAACGCCGUUCGACAAUUUUGUGAAAAACAUUUGCCAACACAAAGUUGCAUUAUAUUUUGCCACCAACAGCUUCUAACUCUUCGAAUUAUGUGAUACAACUAUACUAUGUUGAAAAAAUUGUAGUGAACAGUUUGAUUUGCAAGUGGAAAGAAGCAUAAUGUGCAACUAAGUGGGCGAAAA